This is a messenger RNA of Staurois parvus, 303 nucleotides long. The record is from the annotation of a GenBank genome assembly. NCBI's taxonomy places the organism in Eukaryota, Metazoa, Chordata, Amphibia, Anura, Ranidae.
AGGCAGCACUGGUGGGUGGGCACAGGUGGGUGGCACUUGUGGGCACAGGUGGGUGGGCACAGGUGGGUGGCACUGCUGGGCACAUGUAGGUGGCACUUCUGGGCACAGAUAGGUGGCACUGCAGAGUGGCACAGGUGGGUGCACUGCUGGGCACAGGUGGGUGCACUGCUGGGCACAGGUGGGUGUACUGGUGGGCAUGGGUGGGCGGAGCUAGUGGGCGCACUGCUGGGCGGAACUUGCGGGUGGCACUGCUGGGCACCGAUCAUCAGGGCACUGAUCAUCACAUGUCAUUGGACACCGCUG